Molecule: messenger RNA, 1761 nt
Organism: Nicotiana tabacum (common tobacco)
Lineage: Eukaryota; Viridiplantae; Streptophyta; Magnoliopsida; Solanales; Solanaceae
Product: pentatricopeptide repeat-containing protein At5g61800-like
Biological process (GO): RNA modification
Molecular function (GO): RNA binding; protein binding
Source: RefSeq, a predicted model, not a curated record
CACAAAGAACUGCCACUUUGCUAGUUAUGGUUUUGGUUUCCACAAUGAACAACAACAACUCCUAUGGUUCAAAUAAGGUACAAACAAUCAUCGUUGUUGAUAUUUACACUAAAGCAACAAUGCAAGACCAUUUCACAAAUUCAACAAGUCCAUGCUCAAGCCAUUACCAAUGACCACCUCUCUUCUUUUCACUCUACUCUUAUCCUCACUCAAAUCCUUCAUUCUUUCACUUCCCUUCUCUCUUCUCUUCCUUUACAACCCAACACACAUCACUAUGCCACUCGUUAUUUCACCUCCAUUUUCAGCCGCAUUGAAAACCCAUCAACUUUCUGUUACAAUACUAUCAUUCGAGCCCACACCCUUCUCUUUUCCCCAAAUACCUCUUUUUUAUAUUUCCUCAAAAUGCACCGAAAUUCGGUCCCACCAGAUUCCCAUACUUUCCCUUUUGUUCUCAAAGCUUGUGCUUUACUGAAUUCUCUGUCCCUAGGCAAGACCCUUCAUUCUCAAGCCUUGAAAUUUGGGUUUUUAGCUGACGUUUUCGUGUGUAAUAAUCUUGUUCGUGUGUAUACCGUCAGUGGUAAUACUAGUGACGCCCAUAAGGUGUUUGAUGAAAGUUGUUGUAGAGAUGUUGUUACUUAUAAUUUAAUCAUUGAUGGGUAUGUUAAAGCGGGUGAGAUGGACAAAGCGAGGGUAGUGUUCGACGAAAUGCCUGAAAGAGAUGCAGUUUCUUGGGGCACCCUUUUGGCUGGAUAUGCAAAAUUGAACCAGUGUAAAGAGGCUAUUGAGCUGUUCGAUCAAAUGGUUUCGCUAAAUGUAAAAUUUGAUAACGUUGCGUUGGUUUCUGUUCUCUCAGCUUGUGCACAACUGGGGGAACUAGAAAAGGGAAAGACCAUACAUGAUUAUAUUAAAAAGAAGGGGAUUCACAUAGAUUCAUAUUUGUGUACUGGAUUGGUAGAUCUAUAUGCCAAAUGCGGCUGCAUUGAGAUUGCUAGGGAGAUAUUUGAGACAAGUUGGGAGAAGAAAAUGUUUACAUGGAAUGCUAUGCUAGUUGGAUUAGCCAUGCAUGGUCAUGGCCAGUUAUUGUUUGAUUACUUCUCAAGAAUGGUGGAAGGUGGUGUUAGGCCUGAUGGGGUAACGUUUUUGGCACUGUUGGUAGGAUGUAAUCAUGCAGGUCUUGUUCAGGAAGCUAGAAGGUUCUUUGGAGAAAUGGAAGAGGUUUAUGGUGUUCGUCGAGAACUAAAACAUUAUGGGUGUAUGGCGGAUUUGCUGGCACGUGCAGGGUUGAUUAAAGAAGCUAUGGAGAUGAUAGAGGCAAUGCCAAUGGCUGGUGAUGUGUUUGUGUGGGGUGGUUUGCUUGGUGGGUGUAGGAUACAUGGGCACGUUGAGCUUGCUGUUAAAGCUGCUGAAAAUGUGAUGGAGGUGAAACCGGAAGAUGGUGGGGUUUAUUCAAUCUUGGCAAAUGUGUUUGCAGAUGCUGGCCGUUGGGAUGACUUGGUCAAUGUAAGGAGAAGAAGAGAUUGUGCACAGAUCAAGAAGAGUGCUGGUUGUAGUUUGAUUCAGUUGAAUGGGAUGAUACAUGAAUUUAUUUCAUGGGAUGACUUGCAUCCUCAAAGCAACGAGAUAUAUUCUGUCUUAAAUUGUCUGCAACUCAAUUUGAAGCAUUCUAUAGCCAGUAGAUUUUGAUGAACUAACAAUACAUUCUUUUCACUGAUACUACUAUACUACUGUCAUUUGACUAGUAAAAUAGUUCUUAAAGUAACA